This is a messenger RNA of Schizosaccharomyces japonicus yFS275, 3195 nucleotides long. Its product is annotated as pre-rRNA processing protein Esf1. Gene Ontology annotation, molecular function: RNA binding. Gene Ontology annotation, biological process: rRNA processing. The record is from RefSeq and is a predicted model, not a curated record. Bases 81 to 2210 code for a protein of 709 amino acids. Gene Ontology annotation, cellular component: nucleus; nucleolus. The transcript has a single exon. NCBI's taxonomy places the organism in Eukaryota, Fungi, Ascomycota, Schizosaccharomycetes, Schizosaccharomycetales, Schizosaccharomycetaceae.
CACAUGUCCGAGUAACAUUGUUACCUUUCAGUUUUGCGCUUCUCGACGACAAUUGCCUUCUUGCCCUUUACACGAUUCGCAUGGCAAACAAAAAUAGCGGCCGGAAAGGUUCCCGUUCGGGAAGCAAGCCCGUCAUUAAAGAUCCCCGUUUUGCGUCCCUUCAUUCUGAUCCUCGUUUUGCCAGACCUAAGAAGGACAAGUUUAAGGUUCAACUAGAUGAGCGUUUCAAGUCCAUUAAAGAGGAUAAAGAUUUCAAACAGACCGCAAGCGUUGAUCGGUACGGUCGAAAAAUAAAGGGCGAUAAGUCAGAGAAAGAAAUUGAACGUCUGUACAAGCUCGAAGGAGAAAAAGCCGAGUCUGAAAGCGAAUCCGAGUCAGAAGAAGAGGAAUUUAAAGGGAUUGAAGGAGAGGACGACGAUGAAGCUGAAAGUGGUGGGGAUGACAACGAGGAGAGCGAAGAGGAGUCAGAAGAGUCUUCCUCUGAAGAGGAAGAGACUGUGUUCGACCCUGCUAGAGGUGAGGGUGUCAUUGACACUUCCGACAGUGAGGACACUUCGGAUGAAGAAAGUGAAACAGAGCUGCAGCCAGAAGUAAGCGAGGCUGCAGGCAUUGAGCCUGAGAACGUUAUUCCUCGCGGUGAUGAAACUUCACGACUGGCUGCUGUCAACUUGGACUGGGACAACAUUCGUGCCGUUGACUUGUACGUUGCACUCUCUUCAUUUUGUCCCGCCGGUGGUCGUGUCUUAAGUGUUACCAUCUAUCCCAGCCAGUUUGGCAAAGAACGUAUGGCUAAAGAGGAACUCGAGGGUCCUCCAAGUGACAUCUUUGCUAAGAACAAUUCCAACACAAUUUCUGCUACUUCGUCCUCGUCGACAGCCGUUGAAGAGGAAGCAGACGCUAGCGAAGACGAUAUCGAGUAUGAGUUUGACGACGCUGAUAAUGGCGACGACGACGACGACGACAACUUGAUCACUGAAGAUAAAGGUGAAGAGUUUGAUAUGGUUCAACUGAGAAAGUAUCAACUUGAACGUCUGCGUUACUAUUAUGCCAUUAUUGAGUGUGACUCUGUUCACACAGCCAAGAACAUUUACGACUCGUGUGAUGGCACAGAGUUUGAGGCCAGUGCCAACGUCUAUGACUUGCGGUACGUCCCCGACGAAACAUCUUUUGAGGAAGAUGAACCAGCCGACGUGUGCACAAAGCCUCCCGUAAAUUAUGAACCUCGUGAGUUUGUCACUGACGCCCUUCAACAUUCUAAGGUGAAACUGUCUUGGGAUGCUGAAGAUCCAAACCGCCGUGAACUCAUCAAAAAGGCAUUCACCUCUGACGCUUUGGAAGAUCUUGACUUUUCAACAUACGUAGCAUCAAGUGAUGAUGACGACGAUGAGGAAGAAAGUGAAUCUAUCCGUCAAAAGUACAGAGCGUUGCUCAAUGGCGAUGAUAACGAAGGAAACGUUUUUGAAGAUGACUUUGGCAAAGGAUCAGCUAACGGUGAAAUGCAAGUUACAUUCACUCCGGGCAUAGACGAUUCCAAUGACAAAGAUUCAGAAGAUGAGACGACUAUUGAAAAGUACAGACGCAAGGCCACAGAACGCAAAAAGCGCCGUAAGGAGUUGCGGAAACAGCGCAUUGCUGAGCAAGCUGCUGAAAACGGUGAAGCUGAUAAAGAUCUUGGCUUUGAUGAUCCCUUCUUCAAUGAUGAGAAUUCCAAGUCGGGUAAGACAAAAGGAAAGAAGGACAAAAAGAAGGGCAAGCCUUCUGCUACUGAAGAUGAUAAUACCGCUGCUUCUCGUGAAGAGUUGGAGAAACUCGUUCGUGAAGAUGAAGAAGCAGAUGGCAAGAAGCACGAUCACUUUGAUAUGAAGAGCAUCAUCAAGGCUGAAAAGGGAAAGAAGAACAAGAAGAUGAAGAAAAAGCUCAAGAAUCUUGAAGGCCUCCAAGAGAACUUCAACGUUGAUCUUAGCGAUCCUCGUUUCUCGGCCCUGUACACAAGUCACCACUUCGCCAUUGAUCCCACAAAUCCUCACUUCAAGCGUACCACAGUUACUGAGACUAUCCUCAGCGAAACUUUGAAGCGUCGUGAGCACGAGCACGAAAAGCCCACAGAGGGCCGUGUCGAGUUGAAACAGAAGCGGAGAAGGGUCGCAGAAAAAGACAAGUCGCAGGAACUUGAUCGACUUGUUGCAUCUGUUAAGAACAAAAAAAAGUAAUCCAGUUCACAGAAUGACUUGGGUUGGUUGGGUUUCAUAUGGUUAAUUUUAAAAUAGAUCAAUCUUUCUUUUUUUGGACAUAAGCGUACAUGCCCAAGGUUCCUACAGAGCCUUUCAUUUCCGUCUCCCAUCAAAUCGAUAGUGCGUUUUCGGCUGUAAUAUUUAAUGUGGUCUGCGUUUUGUUCACCUUUUUCCCGAACAUUGACAUGUUUUAAAUCUGUUUAAAAUUCUGAUUGUCACAACAUAGUUAAGAAGCUGAUAAAUCUGUUUUUGCUAUAUUCAUUGUAGAGAGCAAAGGGGAAGAGAAAUCGGUGGAAAGGAACUCGUGAAAUUUCAUGAACAAGGUUACACAACACGUCUGGUCCGACGAAGUCUAUAAAAACGUCGUAUGGUCUAUCAUAUACUCACUCAUAUAAUUGAUUGGUCAGCGAGGAAAACCGCUUAGUUUUUCUUGGCAUCUUUGUUGGCAUAAAUCUUGGCAGUAAAAGGUCUACAAAAGUUAGUAAGAGAUUUAAAACAUGACACAGAGUUGUAGGGCAACCGCACGGCUCGAAAAUCAGCGAGCCGAACAGAUACCGCACUCGGUACCGACUGUAAGACGUACUCUUCGUAUUUCAAAGCGAGCUUAUACACAUAGUAAACCUCGGCAGUCAACAAGAAACCAACAGGCUUUCCGUAACGAAGGGCCGUGGCCAAAAAGCACAGGGUAGAGCCGACAUACAUAGGGUUGUCGCAAACAUUGAAUGGAAAUCCGGUGAGACGGGCGGGAAGAAGGAAACCAAAGUAGUCACCAAGGUAAGUGUUAACUAUGCCAAGUCUGUACAUGCUGGACAAGACGAGAACACUUCCGGCAAGCAACAAGAGCUUCGAGAUGCCUUGGAAGAAAGGUGCCAAGAGAAGCGACAUCGUUGGUUGACGCUUAAUGGCAUUUUGGAAGAUCAAAUCGCGAAUAAUACCGCCAACAAAAAUGACUAUAGCCAAACCA